Molecule: messenger RNA, 4696 nt
Organism: Onychostoma macrolepis
Lineage: Eukaryota; Metazoa; Chordata; Actinopteri; Cypriniformes; Cyprinidae
Gene: gripap1
Product: GRIP1 associated protein 1
Exons: 28
Coding region: 238-2841 (867 amino acids)
Biological process (GO): regulation of neurotransmitter receptor transport, endosome to postsynaptic membrane; regulation of recycling endosome localization within postsynapse; neurotransmitter receptor transport, endosome to postsynaptic membrane
Cellular component (GO): postsynaptic recycling endosome; glutamatergic synapse; extrinsic component of postsynaptic early endosome membrane
Source: RefSeq, a predicted model, not a curated record
AGUGGAUAUAUUGUGUUAGUGCGCCAUCUACAGGACAGGUGCAGACAUUGCACAUGGUGGGGUUUCUGUCAGCAAGCCAAAGCGUUCAUAUGGGCGACAUCAGAAAGCUGCAGCUUUAAUUUUCUUUUAUCUUAUCAGAAUGACAGUUAAUUUGCUAAUACAAGGCUGACAGAAAACACAGUAACAGCAGAUAGAGAGUGUUUGUAUUCUGUCCAGCAGUGUUUUGCUGUGGUGAAGAUGGCGCAAGCACUGUCAGAAGAGGAGUUCCACCGUAUGCAGGCUCAGCUCUUGGAGCUGAGAACACAGAACUACCAACUCUCUGAUGAGCUGCGGAAAAAUACAGCAGAGCUCAACAGUGUCCGUCAGAAGACCUCGAACCUGGAGAAAGACUACGUCAAAGCGCAGAAGGCUUUGAACAAGAGCAAGAAAGCACAGGAGGUAGAUGCCUUACUCAGUGAGAAUAAAAUGCUUCAGGGCAAGCUACACAGUCAGGAAGAUGACUUCAGACUGCAGAACAGCACCCUCAUGCAAGAGCUGUCCAAGUUAUGUUCUCAGAUUGAGCAGUUAGAAUUAGAGAAUCGGAGACUGAGGGAGGGUCAAGGGCUGGAAGGACCCGCCCCCAGCUCUGCCUCUGGUCCAGUGGAUGCUGAACUCCUGCGUCUACAGGCUGAAAACUCCGCCCUGCAGAAGAAAUUAAAAGCUCUUCAAGAAUGUGUAGAUGUUAAUGAUGGAAAAGCAGCACUCAUCGAUGGAUCGGCCGGCACUAAUGGUGUCCAAUCAGAUGCCGGCGGUCACAGUGAUGACCCUUCGGCCCCAGGAAAUGAUCAGAUUGAUCAGGCCGAAGUGCAAAGCGUCAAACCGGAACAGCGAGAUAAUGAACUGAGCGAGGUGGCAUUAAAGCUUCAAACGGAAAUGGAGGAGAAAUGCUUACUGAGGGAACAACUCCAGACACUAGAGAUGUCCAAGCAGUCAGAAAUCACAAAACUACAAGAAGAAAAUGCUAAAUUGUCUGAUAAGUUGAAGAAAAAACAAGAGAGCUUUCAGCGGCUACAAGUUGAGAAGGAAGCACUUUACAAUGACAGCAGGACUAAAAUUGAUGAGAUCCAACAGAGGAAAGAGGAGGAGCUCAAAUCCAUAAACCUUCGUGUGCAGAAAUUGCAGACAGAUUUAAUGGCCGCCAACCAGAACGUCACUGAACUGAAGGAGCAGUUGCAGAGUAAACAGAAAGAGCAUGAGAUAUCCAUCCAUGCGCUCAAAGAUCAGGUAGCGUGUCAGAGCGCGGUCAGUCAGGAGCAGGUGGAGGGCAUGCUGAGUGAGAACGAUGCUCUCAGGACAAAUCUAGCAGCCCUAGAACAGAUCCAAACUGUAAAGACUCAGGAACUGAAUUUGCUGAGAGAACAAAGUCUGGCACUAAAUGCAGAGCUUCAGCAGAGACGCACAGAGCAGGAGAGCUUCCUGGCGCAGAAAGAUGAUCUCAACUCACAGCUACAGGAGUCAAACCGAGCGAAUAGUCGACUUCUGGAGCAGCUCACAGAACUGGGUCUGGAGAAGGACAAGCUACAGCAGGAGUUAGAGGAGGCCAGAAAGACUGCGGAUAAGCGUAAAGUCAUGCUGGAUGAACUGGCCAUUGAGAUGGCGCAAGAGAAGUCACGGCACAAAGAAGAGCUCAGUGAUGUGCGCUUGCAGCAUGAGAAGGAAGUGCUGGGCAUCAGGGCCCGCUAUGAGAAAGAGCUUCGCGGCCUCCAUGAGGAGAAGAACCGCACGGAAGAGGAGAUCCGCUCACAGCUACGAGAUGAGAGAGCUCGUACCAAAGAGCUGGAGGCUCUUCAGCCGUAUGUGGAGGAGUUGAAAGCUCAGGUUCAGUCCAUGGAGGGGACAAAGGGCUGGUUCGAGCGCAGACUCAAGGAAGCAGAGGAGACCAUGGAAAAGAACAAACUGGACCAUGCAGAAGAGAUCCAACGGUUACAGAAAGAUCACACACUCCAGCUAGAGGCUAAAGCUGCAGAGGUGGAGGCAGUCAAACAGCAAGUGACGGAGAUGCAGAAAGAAAGAGAAGAACUCAACAUCACAAUCAGCAAACUCAAACAGGAGAUUAAAGAUACAGUGGAUGGACAGAGAAUCCUGGAGAAAAAAGGUAGUUCAGCGCUGAAAGACUUGAAGAGGCAGCUCCAUCUGGAGAGAAAAAGAGCUGAUAAACUCCAGGAGCGGCUUCAGGAAAUCCUAACCAACACUAAGACCCGCACAGGUCUGGAAGAGCUGGUGUUGUCUGAGAUCAGUUCGCCAAGCCGUACACAGCAGACGGGUGACAGCAGUAGCAUCUCCUCCUUCAGCUACAGAGAAAUCAUGAAAGAAGGGGCUUCGGCUCCCAGCACCAAUAAGUCCAACACCAGCAGCCCUCAGUCCCAGCGUCCUGCUGACCUUUCGGACGACGAGGUCAGUGAGCUCUUCCAGAGACUUGCCGAGGUCCAGCAGGAGAAGUGGAUGCUGGAGGAGAAGGUGAAACACUUGGAGGUCAGCUGCGCCUCAAUGGCCGAUGACAUCUGUAAAAAGAGUGCCAUUAUUGAGACGUACGUCAUGGACAGCCGAAGAGAUGUAUCCGGAGGAGGUGCAGUGGCCCAUGGUGCUCAGGGUGAACGUGGAGGUUUGAGUUCUGUGCUGAGGGACUUGGUAAAACCUGGAGACGAGAACCUGCGCGAGAUGAACAAAAAGCUGCAGAACAUGCUGGAAGAGCAACUGACAAAGAACAUGCACCUACAGAAGGAUCUGGAAGUUUUGUCUCAGGAGAUCGUGCGAAUGAGUAAAGACGCCACCCCUGCGGAAAACUCCAAAGCCACGGGAUAAAACUGGACGCAGUCCACCCGAUGAUUCAGUACCCUUCUCUUUCUCUUUCUCUCAUCUCUUCACGGCUACCAGGAGGAAACUACAUCCAUCUCGUACAAAGACCUCCAGCAAUCUCAGAUGUACCCAGGAGCACAGAGGGUCAAACAGUUCAAGUCCAUCUGUGAUUUACAUACUACUGAAUGUAACGUAACACUUUACAUGUUUGUUUGUCUGUGACGGGAAAGUACUGUUAGAAAAGGGUCCGUCGAGCUAACCCUGGCUGCUUGACAUCCGUGAGUGCUCGGGACAGUGGCAUGGCCUCGGUGGUCCAAACAGGACCGUUCUACCCACCACUAACUCCCUUGUUCAGGAAAGCGUGUCUAAUGUUGGCGUCCUCAAACUGCUCUCACUGUUGUUUUGUAUAUUUGAUUCGCUAAAGACACUUACUGUAUGUGUGAAUGUGUGUAUAUGGGGCGUAUUUAUUCAUGCCAGAAAAUCCAAAUAUCAUCAUGUCUACAUCUCUACAGUGUGCUGCUCGUAUCUGAAAGAAACUGGCUAAAAUCUCAAGUUCUGCAGUUCGUUAUAUCAAAAAAAUUCAGGAAGUUUUCCGGUGAGAGCGUGCAUUUAAUUGCUGCGAUAAUUAUCGGAGCAUUUUUGUGGGGCUCUAAAAAUGUUCCCGUGAAGGAAAGCAGCUCCCUGGACUCCCCUCGUUAAGCAGCAAUCUCUCCGCAGCUUAACGACUCAAUUUGACACCCCUCUGUCUGUCUCAGAACUGACGGCGCUGUUGGGGAACGGACCAAUUUCUCACAGCGCGCACUUGACUCCCAUGAGAAGCUAGCCGCCUGUUUUAGUGUGUAACACCAGUUUGUUUCGUGCGCGUCGACGCCCUGUCUUUUUUGGUGAAUGUUGCGACAUGAUUCCGCUUUUAUGCAUUCAGUUUUUGCUAACAUUUUAAAUUCUGAUGCACACAGAAAUAUUUUAUUUGGAGAGUGCAACGUUAAUUUAAUCAGUGGUCCUCAGACUCCCAUGUUUUGGAUCCAUUGUGUCUUGAUGUUAGAGAAGACGGCAUAUUUCAUUUAACGCAAAUGAAAGCUCAUCGAGUUGGUGAAAUAUUAGCCUCUUUAAUUCGUGUCAAAUUAAAUAUGGCAUAUGCUCUAUUGAUCAUUUUAGAUGCAAUGAAUAUUGACGAAUUAUUUGUUUAGUUCGUUCCGAUUGCUCAACAGAACAUAGUAGAUUGAACAUUUCACGUGAGAUUAUGGAUUCAGCGUCCACUUUAUUCCUCAAUGGUUCUGUGUUAAUUUAGAGAUGUAUAUGUAUAUUCACCUUGGCAAAAUGAUGUUUUAUGAUUUGUGAGAUGUGAAUGAUCAGCAGGUCUUUGCAAUGCUUUAAGCUUUAUUACGACAACGGUUUGUUUCCAUGUUCUUGGCACAUGAGCGUGACGUUCGUGCAUGGUGUGUUAAAUGCCUGUCAAAUCCCUGUCUCUGGCUUCUUGAGGAAAUCCUGACGGAAUGCUUUUCCAUAUUCCUUUCGUUUAUACCAUACUGAAGUAGGAAAACGAUAUUCUUUCAUUUCCACAAUUGAGGAAACUGACAAAUCGAUUCACUUAGAUGAGUGCACUCAAAAGAAUGAAGGAUGUUUGCCUUUGAAGCUCAGAGUUGUUUCGUUUUUUUGCCUUUUAGUCUUCUAAUCUAAUAUCUGCCAAACAAGCUCUUCUUUAAUUAAGAUCAUCUUUUAAUCAUCACUAACUACAUGUAAGCAGAUACUAUUAUUAAUGUCCGAUAUCCCACUACAUCUCUAUGGCUAAUAUUUAUUUAUGUGCAUUUCAUGUCAUGUUCAGACUUCCAUAACUUGCAGUGAUAAUAAAGAAUGGCUGGAA